Aphanomyces astaci is the source of this 1307-nucleotide messenger RNA. RefSeq lists its product as hypothetical. The record is from RefSeq and is a predicted model, not a curated record. NCBI's taxonomy places the organism in Eukaryota, Oomycota, Saprolegniomycetes, Saprolegniales, Verrucalvaceae. The transcript has 2 exons. Bases 68 to 721 code for a protein of 217 amino acids.
GGACAAGAAGCUUCACAUUCAAGUCGAGACGAACGAGUCGCGGAAGGCUACUACGAAGGACAGAGGCAUGUGCAGUAGAGACACCGCGUUGAUCCCGCCAGACACGUGGGCAUUGUACCAUCAACUGAUACACGUGCACAUGCACGCGCUAGCUAGUCACGUGCGGAUCUUUCACCAACUUGUCGACACGUACGUCGCACAUGUGGGCGAGCAUCCCAUCACCGGCGUGCGGUCUGUGGCUACAUGCAGCCUUCCUAAGACAAAGCGCAGCAUAUUGGCUCACAGCACGCCGAGUAACCUUCCUUCCGCGUUCACCAUGACACUGUUGAGCCAAGUUUGCCACAGAGGUGGAUACAUCGAGUCGCCGUUGUUGCUGGAAUACGCCCUCAACCAACUCGAGCGGUGGCAACUCGAGACCGCCGAGAAGGUUCAAAUCACAUUUGUCGUGUACUUGACUCUCCAGCAUCAUGGACAUCAUGGUGCAUCCUCCUCAUCCUUCUCCCGUUUCGACCAGUAUUACUGCCUCUACGAAUCCUAUCUGCAUGUGUUCCUCAACUGGAUGCGGCAUGCCGCCCUCGAGAAGCUCCGGACCACCGAACUCGAUGAGCUCGUCCGCGUGUUGCUGCUCCUGGUGUCGGCCUUCCCGCCGCUCCUUCACAGCCGUCGCAGGCAGACCGCCCGACUCCUCCGGCUUAUCCGGAAUGCUUUGCCCACAACAUAACAUUCAUACAAAGUAGUACUAAUUAUGCAUCGUGCUCGUCGUUCUCGGCAUGCUCGCUGCGGCGGCGGUGGUCGUAGCGGUCCAUGCCGUGGCGCCGCUUGAAGCUUCCUAUCCACGACUCGCCCGCCUUGAACACGUCGGUGCUGAGACCCUUGGACUCGGCCUCUUCCAGCGCCUUGUCGCGGAGCAUGCUGUGGGUCACAGGCACCCCGUUCGACCGCAGCUCGCAGAUCCACCGCACGAGGCGGUCUUCGCUUUCGGUACCAAGAGUGCUACUCACACCAUGGGGACGGGAACAUCGAUGGGAUGCUUGAAUGGGAUCCGACGCACGGGCUGCGAUGGACGCUCGUGUGGCAAUCCACGUGUGGACGUUCUUGCGUGCGGAUUCGCGCGCCAACCCGACUACGUUCGGAUAGAAGUGGUCCAUAGUGCUGGGCAUGCCGUGCUCUGCGUGGUACUCGAUCACUCGCAGCUUUUCUUCGUACGUGAGGCGCUUCCUUUGAAGCCCUACCCGCUUCUUUGCCGGGAGGCUCGCAUUCGCCGGCAGUCGCGGUCGGCCUCGAACUCCGGGCAUUUUACAGUUAAA